Molecule: messenger RNA, 2205 nt
Organism: Drosophila hydei
Lineage: Eukaryota; Metazoa; Arthropoda; Insecta; Diptera; Drosophilidae
Product: mediator of RNA polymerase II transcription subunit 15
Exons: 7
Coding region: 293-2143 (616 amino acids)
Biological process (GO): regulation of transcription by RNA polymerase II
Molecular function (GO): RNA polymerase II cis-regulatory region sequence-specific DNA binding; DNA-binding transcription factor activity, RNA polymerase II-specific
Source: RefSeq, a predicted model, not a curated record
CGGGGAGGAGGGGCAGCUGCACGAUGUGGAUCUCAAUUUUAGCAACUUUGCCGAGCUGUGCCGCCUGUGUGGCAUACACCAUGGACCCACCAAGCUGCAUAUCUUUGAGCCGCAGGCGGAACAGCGCCAAUUGCUCUACAAGCUGCGCAGUCUGCUGCAGGCGAGUAUAACCAAGGACGACUAUCUGCCAAAGCACAUAUGUGAGCAGUGCCUCGACCGCUUGGAACACUUGUACGAAUGGCGCCAGCUUUGCGUGCGCAACGAGCAUAUACUGCGUAACUAUGCCGCCUCUAUGCAGGCCGUCCGGGCCACCAUAGACUUUCAGGACGGCACCGUUAACAUGGACAAGAUGACGGUGGCCCAGAAGAAUGCAUAUCUGGAGGCGCACAUGGCCGUGCAACAGCAAAUGGCUCAGGCGGCGAUCCAAUUCAAGCAGCAGCAACAGAGCUCUGUGCAGCAGAGCUCGCCCACGGCCAACAACAACAACAACAGCCAGAACAAUGGCAACAUGCAGCAGCAACAGCAGCAGCAGCAGCAACAGCAGCAACAACAGCAACAGCAGCAGCAGCAGCAACAACAACAACAGCAACAGCAGCAACAUUAUGCGGCCACCAUUAAAGUGCCACAGAUCAGUUCCUCCAGCUCAGCGGGUGGCGCUGCUGGCGCCGCUGGCGACAGCACUUUUACGGUGCCCGACGACGGCAUGGGUUUCGAGGGUGGAGUGCGUGUGCUGCAGAGCCUGGGUAGCUGGUCAGCGGCGGAACAGCUCACCUACAACAUACCGAAACCGAAUCUGAUACCCUUCACUGAGCCAUAUGUGGAGGGUGGCUCGAUGCAUCCGGCCAGUCGGCUCAAGGCGCUGCAACAGGUGCAGCAAGCCUCCUCCGGCGUGCGCAAAACAAAUCCAUCAAAAACAACCAAUAAGGCGUUCGAGUGCACCGUCUGUGGAAAGGGGCUGGCGCGCAAGGACAAGCUGACCAUACACAUGCGUAUCCACACCGGCGAGAAGCCCUAUAUUUGUGAAGUGUGCAAUAAGGCCUUCGCUCGCCGGGACAAGCUCGUCAUCCAUAUGAACAAGUUCAAGCACGUGACGCCCACAAAUAUCGCACCGCUCGGUAAGCGGCUAAACAAUAUGGUUAAGAAGAAGGAGCAACCGGAUCCGCCGCCGGAAGACAACAAGCAGAGCCUGGAGCUGCAGCUGCAGCAACAGGCUGUGCAGGUAGCCGCCCAGAAUAUCAUUGUGCAGUCAGCGCAGGGGGCGCCGACAGCGAUUCCAGGCAUCAUCAUACCACAUCACCAGCAGCAGUUAUCGUGGACGUGCGAGCUGUGUGGGCGCAUGUUCUCGAGCAGGGACGAGUGGUCCAUUCAUGCCAAGAGUCAUCUGGAGGAACGGUUAGUCGUAGAGUCCACAAAACCAGCAGCCGCCAUCGCUAAGAGCAACGGCAACAACAACAACAACAACAGCAGCAGCAACAACAACAGCAAUAAUCGCGGCUAUCAAAUUGAUGCGAACCGAAACCAAAUACUUAACAACAGCCAGCAAAUGGAGGCACAUGCACGUAACCAGAAGAUAAUCAUACAAAAUCAGAUGAUCCUCAAUGCCAACCAUCAGCAACAGCAGCAGCAGCCACAGCAGCAACAACAUGUAGCUAGCGGCAAGAAAGCGGCCAGAAAACAUCAUCAACAACAGCAGCAGCAACAGCAGCAGCAACAGCAACAGCAGCAGCAACAAGCUCAGACCAGCGCGCCAAUGUACAAUAAUAAUAAUAACAGCAGCAGCAAUAGCAACAACAACAAUAGCAGCAGCAACAACAACAUCAGCAACAGCGUGUCAGUGCCCGUCUCGCACAUCAUUGCCAACUCCCCAACAGCGGCCACUUACAUGCAGGCCCAAUUGACUGGUCUACACGCCGGCAACACCAUCGGCGUCAAUGUUGCCGAUGCUGCCGGCAACAUGAACGUGCCGAUCGUCACCUACAACGGCAAUCAGUAUUGUGUUAUAACCCGUGCACCGGAGUCCGAUGGGAUUGCCAUGCAGAAGCAGCUCGAAUAUGGCCAGGCCACCACAGCCAACAUAAUUGUAAUGUCGCCGAUGCUGCCCCCGCAACAGCAACAACAACAGCAGCAGCAGCAGCAACAGUAAACGAGUCCCGCCAUGAUUUGUUCAUUAAGUACUACGAAAAUGAUGCGGAAAAUUUAAGUAAG